AUGGGCCCAAGUGCCUCAAGUGAACCUGGCGUGACUAUAACGUGUCAACAGACUGGGGAGAGCAACAGAGCACGGCUCAGACACCUUCUGCGACUGCGAAUCACAUUCAGAGAACUGUGGGCUUGGAUGCCUCCGCGCGCCUGGCCCUCCUGCUCAGCACCGCUGGCAGAGCCACGCUCAGCGGCCACGACAGCUUCUGACGAGAAAGCUCAAGCUGAUCCUGUAGCGCGGCGCCAGAGCCUCUCCGCUCGGCCUCACGCGGGUCUCUUGGCGAGGCCGACCACGAAGCUUCCUCCAAGCUGCGCCCCUGACCUGCUUGCGGCUCUGGCACUUCGUGUUAGAUCUACACAUAUAUAUUUGCAAAUCAUAUACCGUGACCCAUAUUCAUCAAGUGUUGGCGCAUUUCCAUACGGCUCGCAUCCCAACUUCACUCCAGUCUUCGACCACCACACGACCUGUCUUCAAGAACUGCCGGAUCGGUCGCCCUCUCUCGCCGCCAGCCACCUCCGUCCACGCCAGGACCCUUGGCCUCUCCGCCCCGGCCACGCCUCGGCCACCCCGCGUGUUGCCCCACCCGCCAGCACGAGCCUCGCCCUCGGCCCCCUCGGCCUCCUCGACCGCCCUCGAACUCACCAUGAACACGCUCUCGCGCUGCUCUGCACACUCUUGGUCGCGUUCUGCCUUCCGUAUCAGAGCGACGCCGCCGGAUCUUCAGGGAAGUACACGUACUCAACGGCGGGCCUCUGGGGCCACAAGGUGCUGGCGUCGCCCGUGUGGGGCCACCCACCCAAGAUCUAUCGCCACCGCCAGCCCACGCACACCGAGGAGGGAGUCCUCAAGAAGAGCCGCAGGUUGAACCACGGGGCGGCGCGCGUGGUGCAGGCCUCCCACUACGAGCUGGAGUACAUCCUCGGCCGCAAGAUCAUCUUCAUCUGCAUGGCCCGAGGCAACCCGCGCCCUCGCAUCACCUGGUAUAAGGACGGGGUCGAACUGUACGCCCACAACUACUUCCAGGUGCACGAGUGGGAGAUCGGCAGCAACAAGCUGAAGAGCAAGAUGGAGAUCGACCCCGCCACGCCCAUGGACGUAGGCUACUACGAGUGCCAGGCCAACAACAAGCACGCCGUCGACCACCGUGGCUUCCGCACGCAGUACACCGCCGGACUCUAAGCUCGCGCGCCCGUCCUCGCCCCUCGCUGUCCGAGUAGUCCUCGUCUGUCCUUUCUCUCCACUAGGUAGCCACGUAGGGAUCCACCUGCCACCUGGACGGAACGUUUGGCGCGCCGUAACAAACGUUCGGGUCGGCUUCGAGUGACCAGGCUCUAGAGACGCUGCUCUUGACCUUGCGAGUGACAACAGUGUAAGUAGGCCAUUAGGGAUGCAUUUGCUGACAGUCUUAGGUAAGGUUCGAAGGAGCAAAGAUUUGCCCAACAGGCGAUCAUUUGCCAAGCGCCUCCUAUCACGGCACGGGCGUUGCCACACGCGCACAAGAGCGACUCCCAUCCACAAAACACAACUAUUAGAGAGAGAUCGGCGUGCAUUCCGAGGGAUCGUGGUGACAGGCGCGGAUAGAGCAGCCUCGCCUCUUAGCCAGGUGAGGCUCUAGUUUCCUCCCCCCCCCCUCACCUGCCACUUCACUCACACAUAAAAAUGUCGCCCAAACUCAUUCAACAAAGUUUUCCAGCGCGCGGCGGAACCCAAAUGCUGCCAGGGAAGGCAACGCGACACGACCGCCUUUGCCUCCGAGUGUCAAAAGUCCCUUUUUCGCCCGACAGCCUCCACCAAUCCGCGGUUCCCGGGAAUCAUAUCACGAUAGGAAUUUCGUUUCAAUUACGAGCGCAGAAGAGGGCGCCGCACAAGACUCGCACGUCGCUCGACUUGCCCCCCCCCCCCCGCCCUCCCAACCGCGGGCGAGGGCAACGAGCCUCGCCUCGCCUCAUUACUCGCAACAGCCCACCCCCACCCACGAUCCCUCUCGCAUGAAGCAACAGUAUAUUUUAUCUUGUAUACACGAUCGCUGUGUUGUACCACGGCAUUACCGCAGUAAUCACUAUCAUAACACUACCAUGUAUUUUUUCCUAUAUGAAAUAAAUAUAUCAAUAUAAA
Messenger RNA from Penaeus vannamei (Pacific white shrimp), 2106 nucleotides. The record is from RefSeq and is a predicted model, not a curated record. Lineage: Eukaryota; Metazoa; Arthropoda; Malacostraca; Decapoda; Penaeidae.